Molecule: messenger RNA, 2481 nt
Organism: Cadophora gregata
Lineage: Eukaryota; Fungi; Ascomycota; Leotiomycetes; Helotiales; Ploettnerulaceae
Exons: 4
Coding region: 1-2481 (826 amino acids)
Molecular function (GO): GTPase binding
Source: RefSeq, a predicted model, not a curated record
AUGGACAUCGGGGAUCAUGGCGGGGAUCUCAGCGGCGGGUUUGGGGAUGAGGACCAGCAGCAACCUAAGCGUCCCAGGGCCCUACCAGACGACCUACCCAAAUCCCUAGACGACAGGAAGAAUGUCUCCUCACACUAUACGGCCGAGACGGAAAUGUAUGAUGCGUGGCAAGGCCAGUCACAAUUCCUCACCACGCCGGUCCUAGCCAAACCUCUCCAGUUUAACAGUCUUUCCCUGGAUGACGAUGGGUUUGAGGACGAUUUGACGGCGCAGAAGAUUGGAGAUAGUGAUACACGACUGAUGGAGAUGCUCGCCGCGCAGGCAGCCCACCGGGAUGGGAAUGCUUCCCAGGACGAAGAUGCCGUGGCCGCGGAUGAUAAGCUGUCAGAGAUCGAGAAGAAGGAGACGCUUCAGAAACAUCUGAAUAUGGCAGCCAGCAACGGAGAUGUCGAUCGGAUAGAGAGAAUUCUGUCCGGCAAGGCCAAGCAAUUUGUAGAUAUUGAUGCGCCUGACGAGGAGGGAACGGCUCCUUUGAUAUACGCUAGUUGUUUUGGCCAUGAGGCAGUUGUAACUGCUCUUCUCGAUGCAGGCGCCAAACUGGAUAUCCAGGACCGCAAUCAGUGGAGUGCUUUGAUGUGGGCAAUGAGCAACAGACACACCGGGAUCACAAAGAUACUGUUAGAACGAGGUGCAUCUACGGACAUCAAGUCCUCCUCUGGGCGGACGGCCUUCGACUUCGUAGCGCCAGACAGCGAGAUCUCAGAGUACUUGCACGAUCAUGGUUAUGGGAAUCAAAUUGGAAGCGUGGGAGUGACGGAUGACUUUUACAAUCCUGGGUUUUCCCAGGAUAGAUUCGAGGAGGAAAUGGCCGAGAAUGAGUUGAGGAGACGCAUGAUGAUGGAGAGUGCUAGAGAUCUAGAGGUUGACCUUGGGAAUAUGGGGAUUGAUGACCAACCAGAGUCACCAGCCGAGCUCGAGGAAGAAGCACAAGAAUUCGACUGGAGUAGAUGUCUCCACGAUCAGAUGUUCGUCUUCCAAGAGAGCGAAUUGAGCCGGAUACUUGACAUUAUCAUUACCCACAUGACGCCUCAGCGGUCACCAUCUCAGAAACCUGUACCGGCCAACAUAUUAUUUCUCAGUGCUCGAUAUGCUCAUUAUCAUGCGAAUCAGGAUCUACUCGCAAAGCUCUUGAUCACUGCAAUGGAUAAGAUAAACGAUGUUGUGGAGGCUCAUCAAUGGGAUAUGACGAUCUUGGCCUUUUGGAUAUCGAACGCGACGUUGUUAUUGCACUAUCUAAAGAAAGAUGCCGGAUUGGGAGAAUCGACGUCCGAGUUCCAAUUGCAGCUUGCGGAACUCAUCAACGAGAUUUUCAUCCUGAUCAUCAGAGAUGCGGAAAGGAGAAUGGAUAAGGUCCUCGAUCCAGCCAUGUUGGACCACGAGACCAUCCCAGGGUUCGAGGAUAUCACAUUUCAGAACGAAUGGAAGAUAUUCAAGCGCAAAAAUCAAGUGAAGGAAGUACCAGUGGAAAAGAGAUUUCGACCACCAUCACCUAAAGCAAGAGCCAAACCUUCACCACGGAACGUCACAUCUUUGCUCUCAUCAACACUUUUUGUAUUGGAUCUAUACGAUAUUCAUUCUGUUAUUACGGCACAGAUAUUGGCGCAGCUACUGUACUGGCUUGGGGCCGAAUUGUUCAAUCGAAUCAUGUCGGAUCGCAAAUAUCUAGCUCGAACAAAAGCCAUGCAGAUCCGAAUGAAUAUCUCUAGCCUUGAGGACUGGGCUAGGUCGAACAAUCGGCAGCCAGAGCAUUAUGAGCAUGGCUCCAUGACGUCGAGUGGAGAACCUACUAUAGAAUCCGGGCGUCAUCACCUGGCACCUGUCAUUCAGCUCCUACAGUGGCUGCAGUGCUUUUCGUCACUGGGAAAUGACGACUUCGAGGCCUUGGUCGGUACUCUUCAGCAGCUGACGCGACUUACACCACAGCAACUUAUCCAUGCUGUGAAACACUAUCGACCCGAGGUUGGGGAGAAGGGUCUCCCAAAGAGCGCCAUGAAGUACCUCAUCAAUCUCCAGAAAGAAACGCAGAUACGAAAAGAGCAGCAAAGAAGCAGACGGCGAGAAUCUGGUGUCCCGACUACACCAACACGAAACACCGCGAAUGGCAAAAUCCCAGAUACUCCGGAGUCGAAUGGCAAGCCGGCGAAUGCUAUGAAACCCCUAACCCCGGAUGUGCUCCCCGAGGAGGAAGACGAUGCACCGGAACACUUACUCCUGGACCCGUCACUGAUGCUGCCCUUCUCGCUCCCUACCAGUACGGAUAUGUUGAUCAGCUAUGGUGCCGGCUUCGGCGGACUCAAUCGUGAAAGAGAGCGCAAAUACAUCCCUACCGUCCCGGCAGAAUUCCUCGCCAAGCUCGACUUGAGCGGUGGACGAGCACAAUCUACUUACGAAGAACGGGAUUGGGAGAACGAGGAUGCGUAG